Messenger RNA from Rhopilema esculentum, 3265 nucleotides. RefSeq lists its product as uncharacterized. Gene Ontology annotation, molecular function: protein binding. NCBI's taxonomy places the organism in Eukaryota, Metazoa, Cnidaria, Scyphozoa, Rhizostomeae, Rhizostomatidae. The record is from RefSeq and is a predicted model, not a curated record.
ACAUCUCAGGGCGGCGGUGCGUAGAUGCUAUGCGCGCGCGGGUCGAAUACCAAGGACCACGUCGCAAACAUGGCUGAAGCAGGGAAAGAUGUAAGGCGACAGUACGACGAACUCGCUUUUGAUAACUUUUUCCAGCGUUUCAGUCUUGUAGACCUAAAAGAUUUGUUUAUCGAAAAUGGUUUCAGAACAUGCAGAAGUUUGAUGAUUGUCACCGAUGAUGAUUUGAAAGAGAUCGGCAUUGCAUCCCUGGGACUGAGAAAAGAAGUCCUCGGGGCGGUCGAAGAAUGGAGGAAGCCCUUGCUACAAAGAACAGGCAGUUCAGCCCCAGACAGAAACCAAAAAACAACACCGAUAACAACAUCGCAGGCUCAGUCACCCAGUCUCACUCAGCACACAAGCAGGUCCCCGCCAGACUCUAAAGAAAGACUGCCAUUGCAAAGUCCGAGCCCAGGACAGUUUGUGUCACCCGUCAUUGCUAGAGUUAGAGAAUCCCCUGGCCAAGGAAGCCCGUCUUUUGUUGUUGCAUCAAGCCCAUCCAGCCCUGGAGCAGAAAGAUUUCACAGAAUCAAAAGGAAUGAGUCAUGUCCUUAUCCAGAGUGUACUUGGGCAGGGCUCUCUACCCAUUUCCAUUGUCUUAUUUGUUCCAGCUUUCAUACAAAUAAGAUGGGAAGGGUCCGAAAACAUCUAAAGGCGCAUAGUGAAGCACCUUAUGAUGCUGAAACUAACCAAAGACAGGAAGAAUACUAUCAAAUCAAAGAAACACAGUUCACAAUAUUUAAUAAAUUCUGUCCCGAUAUGUGCAAGUAUGCUCAACAAGGCAUUAGACAUAUCCACUGCAAACAUUGUGAAUGGAAAACUCAAAAGUUUGACAGUCGCUUGCUGGCACAUUUUAAGAGCCACCAUGAGCGACUUCUGCUACAGUACCAAAGCAGUCAGGAGCUUGGUUCACCUGUAACUACAAUGGCCAAUAUCCGAACAGUGAGUCCACUGCCAACAAUGGCAGUUCAAGAGGCUGUUCAGGUUGCAGAUGCCCAUGCUGCUAACCAUGAUGGCAGUAGUCUACCCCGCCCACCAAAAUUAAUGAAGAUGGACACACCUGAUGGGGAGCGUGCAGUAGCAGUGCACAUGCAGCAAAGUGGAUACAUGAACCGUGCUAAUAGUGAGGAAGAAGGAACAGAUGCCUCCAUGGCAGAAGGAGAGGUAUCUCAACACAGCAGCCGGUACAAAUGUAUGGUUUGUGGAGAGACACAAGGUCUCCGCUCUGCUUUGAUGAGGGAACAAAAAGGUCGGAAUGGGCCUGUAGAUUGGAGCAAAACAAAACAGCUAUUUGCUUAUCAUCGAACAAAAACAACUCAACCAGGAAUACAAUGGAUUUGUCAAAAGCAUAUUGAGGAGUUUGUAUAUUUUUCAAGAGCCUAUCUCAGCCUUUGGAGCACAGCUGGUGUCCAUCAGCAGUUGCCAGCACCGUCACACCAUCAUCAGCAGCCACAACAUCUACAACAACAGCAACAACAGCGUGCAUCACCUGAGAACGAAGGAGAAGUUAAUGAGAAUACCCUUGUUUCAGGUAUGCCAGUUUACUUGAUGUUAAAUGAGCACUUGAAUGAGCAGUUCAAAACGGAACCAGUGGAAUCAACAGAAGAAGAAAUCAUUAUACUCGGACCAAGGAUUAUCAAGCCAACUGAUUGUGAUGGGGGUAGGUGAACCCUAGUGCAGGUAAUUCACCACCAUUGAACCGGUUCAGCUUAUCAGGCUGUUUCUGGUACUGGUCAUUUUCUUGUCAUGUUUCUCUUAUUUUAUCUGAGACACAGAUGAAUUUAAACUCAUAUGUCGAAGCAAGUUGACUCUCAGUAACUGAAAGGGAUAGCUUCUUCAGAGUUUUUUUUUAAGUAGUAGACGAUAUCCCUUAGGUAAAAAUUUCAAGUUUAUUUUUAUGCUAGAAGCUUGUCCAUCUUCAAGUACCAGGAUUUUGAGACAUUAAAUUCAAGAGCAACUUCAUAUAUGCUGUAUUAGCUUGAAUUUUGUUUACAUUGCUCAGGACUACAUAAUUUUUUUAUAUCAACAAGUGGGAAUUUGAAAAACAAGUCAGAUCACAUCAUUAUUUUGGUCACAAGAGUUGCAUUCAUAAUCAAGACACAACUUAUAGAGUUCUAUUUUUGGAGUUUCUGUUUAUUCAGAUUUAGAUUGCUUUUUAUUAUUGACACUACACAUGUAUCUUGUCCUAUUGUUCUAUAAUAGAAGUUUCAAGACAAUAUAUCUACUAUGUUUGUCUUGACCUUUUAGAGAAAUAUUUUGCAUCUUGUAGCUAUCUUUUCCCUCAGUGUGAUAGUUACAGUCUUUACUGUAAAUAGUAGGAAAAGAUGAGUUUCUCAGCUCAUCAUAUUUCUGUUGUAGUUACUAAUGCAUAGUAUCAAAAAGAUAGAGGUGCUUUAUUGUAUUCUAUUAAUUUUUGUAAAACUUUUUGCUUUAAGAUUUUUGUUUGAUCUUACAACAAAUUCAAAACUUGUCUGCGGUGGGGAUCUUACAACAAAUUCAAAACUUGUCUGCAGUGGGGAGUGACUGCCUAGCAGUGAUGGGAUAGAGCUUCAUCAAAAUUGAUCCAAUGUUAUUUAAGUACUUAGGUAACCAAAUGUUGAAAACCAAAGAAAAAUGUGAUGAAGUUUUUGCUAUUUCAGCAGAUUGAACAUAAGACAGACUGGCUGAACUUCUGCCAUACUUAGGGAAUUUGGGGCUCUAAGCUAAGCAGAUGAGACCCUGUCCCCUGGUAUAAUUUUUCUGAUAUUGGAUUUCUAAUUGAUCAUUAUCAUCAUUUCAUGUUCCAUAAAGCUUGUGCCAAGUCAUUAUUUUGGUUUCAGAUGAAGAUCCCCCCCCCGUUUAAUCUAGACCUAAGUCAUUUUGUAUGUUGUUCCAAGCUAGUAAUUAAGCAUGUCUUAUCAAAAUAGCACAUUGCAUUUACAAAUAAUGGCCAGUAAAGUGCAAUGAGCAUUCAACAGUGAUUUCAAAGUGAUUGCUAGCUUUUGUGUAGUUUAUGUGACUUAGUACAUGUAUGUCCUCAUCUACCCCAUUCAGAUAAUAUAGGAUAUUCUGUAUUUUCAUUAUUUUAAUCAGAUGACUGAAACACAGCGUAGGCUUUUAAGAACUGAUGUAAAUUCACUGCAGCACGUUGUAUGUAUAUAAUUAUAGGUAGCUUUUCAUCUGGAGCUCACUGUAGAUGACCAUCUAUAAUAUAAAGUAGUUCUUCUGGAAUUGAGUUUCUUUUGAUUGA